AUGCUAAUUGGCACAAUGGGCGGCUCUUGCUUGAGCAGGGCUUCCAGCGUCCGUAAAGUGUUUCAGAGGCAGAACAAUAAUGGUGCGGCAGAGUCGAGCUCUCGGUACUGGAUGUCGACCUCCGAGUCAUUGUUCUCGGAAGAACAUCCAACUGAAGUGGAAGCGGGAGUGGUCUUUCAGGAUUGGUCUUUCUAUGUGAGGACCUCCCACCUAUCCUACACAUUCGAUCAAGGUUGUCACUGCGAAGCUAUAGUGAAGGUGCACGGGGUCUUACCGUCUAGCCGUUUUGAUGAUCAAUUCCAAAGAUGCGAUUCCUCCAGAAGCGCAAAUCUUUUCAGAGGAAGAAGCAAAAGCUCGUGGCGUGACCGAUCACGAGUAAAUUAA
Thlaspi arvense is the source of this 384-nucleotide messenger RNA. The record is from the annotation of a GenBank genome assembly. Lineage: Eukaryota; Viridiplantae; Streptophyta; Magnoliopsida; Brassicales; Brassicaceae.